Molecule: messenger RNA, 1367 nt
Organism: Eucalyptus grandis
Lineage: Eukaryota; Viridiplantae; Streptophyta; Magnoliopsida; Myrtales; Myrtaceae
Product: protein SRG1
Exons: 3
Coding region: 49-960 (303 amino acids)
Source: RefSeq, a predicted model, not a curated record
CGCCCGAAAGGGAAUGCAUGAAAAAGUCAACGUAGAUAUGAGCCGGCAAUGCAGGAAAUGGGGCUGGGAAGAUCAGAGAAGAGGCAAAUGGAGGAGGAGAGGGUGAACUUGGAAUGGUCUCUGCCAGUGCCGAGCGUGCAAGAGCUGGUGAGGCAGGGACAGCCGGAUGCUUUGCCUCCAAGGUACGUCCGCGAUGACGUGGCGCCCGCUGAUCAUUCGUCGGAGUCAUCGCAGGGCUUACCUUGCAUCGACCUGGGAAAGCUGAUGGACCCUUCUUCUCAAUCCACCGAGCUCCACAACCUUCACUCUGCCUGCCACCAAUGGGGUCUCUUCCUGUUAGUGAACCAUGAAGUGUCGGAUGAAGGGAUGUGGCUGAUGAAGGAAAACGUGCCCGGUUUCUUCAAACUGCCUUACCAUGAGAAGCAAAAGUCGGCACAGAGACCAGGAAGUCUCGAAGGUUAUGGGCAGGCUUUCGUCACCUCUCACGAGCAGAAGCUGGAUUGGAAUGACAUGAUCUUCCUCAAAUGCCUCCCUUCUCAUGCAAGAGAUCUCGAACUGUGGCCACAAAAUCCCCCAGAAUUCAGGAUAGCACUAGAUAAAUACAGUGAAGAUUUGAGGAAAGUGGCUGUGGCGGUAGUAAAGUAUAUUGGAAUGGCACUGGGGAUUCAUGAAGGUGAACUGGAGUUGUUGAUGAAAAGUUUCUGGGAAGGGAGGUAUGAGGUCAGGAUGAAUUACUACCCACCAUGCCCGGAACCUGAGAGGGCAAUGGGCCUAUCGCCACAUUCUGACAACUCAGGGAUCACCAUGUUGAUGGAGUGCGGCAACAUGCCUGGCCUUCAGGUCAUCAGCAGGGAUGGCCGCUGGGUCACAGUUCCACCCGUUCCUGGCAGCAUAGUCGUGAACUUAGGUCAAAAUCAUGGAGAUUUACAGCAACGGCACAUACAGAGCACCAGAUCAUAGAGCGGUGGUGAACAAAGAGAAGGAGAGGGUGUCCAUAGUGACCUUCUGCUAUCCCAGCCCCUCUCUUCCAGUUGGACCAUCUCCACAGCUCCUCGCAGCCACUGGACUCACUCCUCUCUUCCAAACCCUUUCACACUCUGAAUACUUGCAACGCUUCUACAACCGCAAGCUUGAUGAUGUGGCUCCUUUCAUCAGUACCCUCAAGCUGUAGAUGCUGAACUGAUGUGUUCUUUCAUUUCAUCUUCUUUUAUUGUGUGUCAAGAAUAUGAAUUCAGGUUGUUCCACCUAUUGUUACAUUUUGUUUACUCCAUAAAGAACUAUUAGUAUGUAAAUUGUAAUGGUAGAUCAAACAACUGAUCCAAGUCAUUUCAUGAUUUUAUUCUAAACUAGCAUAUUACUUGUAGGGU